AUGGCCAUUUCAUAUAUCAUAUACAAGAUCGUGUACAGGCUUUGUUUCCAUCCACUGUCAAAGUAUCCAGGCCCCUGGCUAGCGGCCAUUACCAAUUGGUAUGCUGCCUUCUAUGUCUGGAGAGGCGAUUCCCAUCUCGUCAUCCGGGAUGGGCACCGACAAUACGGUGACAUCGUUAGAUUUGGCCCGGACUCCAUAUCCGUCAUCACGCAUACUGGAAUGGCUGCGAUCUAUUCGACGACGGCGAAUGUUCGGAAGGACGAUGCGUAUCUGGUCAUGAGCGCGAGUCUCCAUGCUCCCAAUACUAUCAGCAGCAUUGACAAGAAGUCUCAUGCUUUCAAGAAGAGAAUUUUAGCUCAGGUUUUCACCAACUCAGCGUUGAGGGGAGUGGAGGAUCGGAUCUUGCUCCACACGAAGAAAUUCUGCGAUAUGCUUCUUGGUCUCUCACGUUUGGUUUCUUCAUUCCAGUCUGACGAACUUCUGCAGUGCUUUGUUCAAUCGAAAUUGUGGCGCUAUAAGCUGGAUCGCAUCUUCUUUGCAAGCCUUCUCUCCCCAAUCAAGACAUUCGGGGCUUGGAUCAGACAGCAAGCGAAAGCUCGCACCAAAUUGGGGAAUAACAUCUCCCAAAAAGAUUGUUUCCACUAUAUGCUCAAUGCCAAAGACCCCAAGACCGGUCAGCCAUUCACCGAGAGAGAAUUAUGGACGGAAUCCUUGCAAUUGAUCGUUGCCGGAUCUGACACCAUUGCCGUCGCAAUGAGUGCUGCCAUCUUCCACCUCGUCCACAACCAGGAAGCAUUGAGCAAGCUUACCGAAGAACUCCGCUCUUGCUUCAACGAAGAAGACGACAUCCGUAUGGGAACCCAACUCAAUUCAUGCACCUUCCUGCGGGCAUGUAUCACCGAAACUCUUCGUCUGUCGCCUCCAUUCGCGGGUAUGCCCACACGUCGUGUGCUGCCAGGCGGUAUCAAUGUUGAUGGUCACCACCUUCCCGAGGGAACAGUAGUCGGGACACCGAUCUAUGCGAUACACCAUGACCGGCGGUAUUAUCCUCGUCCAUUUAAAUUCGAGCCCGAGCGGUGGCUAGAGACAGGUUGUAACGAGAGCUCGGAGCGCCAGCGGGAACUGAAGCUUGCGCAAGUCGCGUUUUGCCCGUUCAGUAUUGGGCCGAGGACGUGUGUGGCCAAGAAUAUGGCUUGGGUGGAGUUGUCUUUGAUUAUUGCGCGAACGAUCUUUCGGUAUGAUAUGCGUCUCCCUGGCGAUCAUCUCAGUCUCAAUCCGGUGUGUUGCGCUGAUCGGAGGGGUUUUGUCGAGAGGAGUCCGGAAUAUCAGCUGAAGGCUUGGAUUGCGUCGGGGCGCGGAGGGCCUUCGGUUCAAUUUCGACCUCGGGAGAAGUCUGUAUACUGA
This is a messenger RNA of Penicillium olsonii, 1404 nucleotides long. NCBI's taxonomy places the organism in Eukaryota, Fungi, Ascomycota, Eurotiomycetes, Eurotiales, Aspergillaceae. The record is from the annotation of a GenBank genome assembly.